AAUUAAAUAGAAAUCGAACAAAAGGAAAAUCGAACAAAAGGAAAAUCUCACAGUAUCCACCCACGUAGUAACUUCUCUGAUACCUGGAAACCCUAGGUGUAGCUGUGUCAUCGUCGUCAUCAUCAUCAUCAUCGUCAUCAUCGUCAUCUGAUCCGGUAAAAGCUAUGGCAGAUGAGAAAGUGAUUAUGUCUCUGGAAGCUAGCCCUGCCGCCGCCGCGCCCUCGGCGUCCCCGGAUGGCCAUAAGAGGAAGCAUGAAGAUUUGGAGCUCAACACCCCGCCCGAACCGCUUAAUGAUACCGAGCCGAAAUCCGAUCUUGACUCGUUGGACAAUGGGGUGCAGAAGGAGGUGAAUGGCGGUACAGAUGAAUCUGAGACUAAACGUCCACGUUUGGAGAGUAAUGGUGAUAAUGUUAGCGAAGCUGAUGGCCUAGUUUCACAUAAUGGACACCAAGAGAAGGAGAAAGAAGAUGAGCCUAUAGAGGAAGACCCCGAGGAGCUCGAGUCUGCAGAUGAUAAUGGCCAGCCUGUGGAUGGUCAAGAACAAGAAUCUUCUGAGACAAUUGUUGGAGAACCAGCUUCUGAGACAAUUGUUGGAGAACCAGCAUCUGAGACAAUUAUGAGAGAACCAGCUUCUGAGACAAUUGUUGGAGAACCAGCUUCUGUUGAGAAUGAUAAAAUUGAUAUUGGAAGUACUGAUAAACUAGGACAACAAAACACAGAAGUCGAAGAGUCUUCCGAACGUCCUAGAGAGGGGGAUGUUCCAGUUCCCUCUGCUGAAACACAACUGGGCUCGGACACGGAAGUACUGUCGCGCAAAAUGGAGGUUCCAAGUGACAAGGUUGGGGUUCUCAUUGGCAAGGCAGGGGAUACUAUUAGGUCCCUGCAAGUCAACUCCGGUGCCAAAAUUCAGAUUACGAAAGAUGCUGAUGCAGACCCGCGGUCUACCAACAGGCCUGUAGAACUAAUUGGAACUUUGGAGAAUAUAAACAAGGCCGAGAAGUUGAUAAAGGACGUAAUUGCUGAGGCUGAUGCUGGAGGUUCACCGUCACUUGUUGCUCGGGGAUUCAGCACUGUUCAAGCUGCCAGUGGUGGUGAACAAAUUGAAAUACAAGUCUCAUAUGAAAAGGUUGGUUUAAUCAUUGGGAAGGGUGGAGAAACUAUUAGGAACUUGCAGACAAGAUCAGGGGCUCGCAUUCAGUUGAUACAACAAAAUCUUUCUGAUGGAGACCAAUCUAAGGAUAGGACUGUCCGUGUGACUGGUAAUAAGAAGCAGAUUGAGACUGCUAGAGAAAUGAUCAGAGAUGUCAUGAAUCAGAAUAUAAGGCCAUCACCUCUCUCUGGCGGAUACAGUCAGCAGGGUUAUCGCCCACGUGGGCCAGUUGCUUCACAGUGGGGACCUCGUGCUCCUCAUCAUGCGCAGUACUCUAGUUAUGACUAUCCGCAACGAGGGGCAUAUCCUUCUUCGAAUUCACAAUAUCCCCCACCAUCAUAUGGCAACUAUCCUCCGCCACAGGCUCCAAGAAGCAAUUUUGGUCCAAGUUGGGAGCAUAGGCCUCCAGCAUCCAUGCAUGGGCCGCCACAGGGGAAUUAUAACAACUAUGGGCAGCAGGCACCUCCUUAUUCUCAAACUCCGGCACAACCCUAUGGUGGUCAUGGGUACAACGAAGUUAAUAAAUACGAUAACCAUGCUGCUUCCUCACAACAUUACGGUCACAUGGGAUCUCAGCCGAAUCCAUAUGCUCAAGGUGGUGGUGGUGGUGGAACACAUUCAGGUUAUGGUGGUCCACAAGAUCAAUAUGGCAAGCCACCACAAGCCAUGUACAAUAACAUGCAGCCACAAGUACCUCAUUCUCAACCCUAUGGUCAGCCUAGGCCUAGUCAACCUGGAGAAGUGCCUUACCAAGGUCCCGUUUCAGCAGCUGCUCAAUCGUACGGUCACAAUAUGCCUCCUCAACAGCCGUACCCAUAUGCAUCAAGUGGAUAUCCAUCUUCUUAUGGCUCUGCACCCACUAGUGAUGGAUACAACCAUAAUACCCCUGCUGCUACUGCAGCAUCUGCAUCUGGUUAUCCACCUCAUCAGGCAGUUGCUGGCUAUGGAUCUCAACAGCCCUCUGCAUAUCCUCAGCCUGGACCCACAGCUGGUUAUGGUUCAUAUCCAGCAUCAGCUCAGCCUGGUUAUGCUGAACAACCAGCUGCAAGCAACGCAACUUAUGGGUAUGGUGCACCUGCAGCAGAUCCAACUUAUGGUGCACCUGCAGCUGUUCAGUCUGGUUAUGCUCAAACUCAACCUAGCUAUGAUCAGUCUGCUGGUUAUGGGAAUGUGCCUCCUGCUGCUGCACCAGCUGCCUAUGGAAAAAGCACGUCACCGCAAUCUGCAUAUCCACAAUAUGAUUCUAGUCAGAUGUAUGGUGCACAUCGCUGAAGUUAGUCUCUUUUAAUGUAAUGGUUAUGAGCUCUAGUUUCCUGACAGGCCAGACCGUAAUAUCAUUUUCUAUCAUGCUCUAUUUGUAUUUGGACUCUAGAUUAAUUUGAACUUGUAGACCACCGUUGUUCUGACUUCCAUGCUCAGGCACGAGCCUGACCUGAUAUCAUAGGUUACUUACAGGAUGUAAGAGAUGUUGAGAAGUGCUGGUGCUCAAGUGAAUGGCGGCAUUGUUAGUGGCCAUUCAUUCUCUAGAAUAUACUAGGCUUUUCAAGCUGUUGUAUUUGGCAAUGCAUUUAUGAUAUUUGUUAUUUGUUGCUUCACUUGUCUCUGAAGUUUAAUUUUGUUCAAGUUUGUCUGGUCUUUUGCAUGUUCAUUUCAUUUUGGUUACCGUGCUUUAGGUUGCAGGCUACUGUGGUUGGCUGUUGUAUUGGAACAUUUUUUUCUUUCAAAGAUGGUGAUUCCAA
Molecule: messenger RNA, 2890 nt
Organism: Erythranthe guttata (spotted monkey flower)
Lineage: Eukaryota; Viridiplantae; Streptophyta; Magnoliopsida; Lamiales; Phrymaceae
Product: KH domain-containing protein
Molecular function (GO): RNA binding
Source: RefSeq, a predicted model, not a curated record